AUGUUUGUCGACGAUGCCGCCGGCACGCACUUCGACUUCGAAGACACGCUGCCCAAGGAGCAGCCCCGCGCGGAGAAGAAGCUCGAAAUCUGUCAGGACUUCCAGCGCGGCCGCUGCCGUCUCGGCGACGCCUGCCCGCAGCGCCACAUCAUCUCCGCCUACCGCACCGUCCAGACAAAGGUGUGCAAGCACUGGCUGCGUGGCGCCUGCGUGAAUGGAGACAACUGCCUUUACCUUCACGCGUACGACAACCGCUAUGUCCCGCAGUGCGCCUUCUUUGAGCGUGUGGGCGAGUGCACCAACCCGGAGUGCCCUUUCCUGCACACGAAGCCGAACGAGUCACAGCCGGAGUGCGCCGCGUACCGCCGCGGCUUCUGCCCGCUGGGGCCUAAGUGCCGCCUCCGACAUGUGAAGCGGGAGUCGGCGUGCCCAUACUACCUUGCCGGCUUCUGCCCGCUAGGCCCACGCUGUCCGCUAGGGCACCCCAUCCAAGAGCGCUACGACCGCGAUGCCGUGUCGAAGCGCAUCCUGGCCAAGAUGAUUGUGGAGCGCGCCGAUGACCCAACCUUCAACCGCAGCGCAACAUGCUACCGGGCCGGCUGUUUUGACCCCGGCCAUCUCGCUCCGGACUGUCCAGGUCCGCAGCACAGCGUUUUGCACAAAGCUCUAGGCGAGAUUCAAGAGCCGGGCCAACCCACUGGCGGAUUGGAGAACAGCGGGCACGGCGGUGGUGGUGGCGGCUCCCAUCGCCGCUGCUUCUUGUGUGAUCAGGAGGGCCACACGGUGAAAGACUGUCCAAUGAACACGCACCGUACUCAGCACCGCGCCGGGGGCGGUGGCGGCCCUGGCGCCCCACACGGCAGUGGCGGCGGAGCUGGAGUGGGUAACCGACGACGCUUGCGGCGAGAGGGCGUCGCCGGUGGUGGUGGCGGCGGCGGUAGUGCUGGUGCUGGUGCUGGUGCUGGUGGUGGUUUCGGUGGCGGAGGCGGUCGGCGACGCCCCGGUCGCGAUCACUAUUAG
This is a messenger RNA of Leishmania major strain Friedlin, 1020 nucleotides long. RefSeq names its product putative cleavage and polyadenylation specificity factor 30 kDa subunit. Gene Ontology annotation, molecular function: RNA binding; zinc ion binding. Lineage: Eukaryota; Euglenozoa; Kinetoplastea; Trypanosomatida; Trypanosomatidae. The record is from RefSeq and is a predicted model, not a curated record. The transcript has a single exon. The coding region runs from base 1 to 1020 and encodes 339 amino acids.